AGAAGAAGGAACGAACGAAUGCUUUCACUGGAUGAAGUUGCGAGAGCAGAGAGUCGAGCGAGCGGAGAAACAGCCGAACGCACAGCUGGUGUUGAGCGCGAGCAGAGAUGAAACUGAGCGCGAGAACAGUGUGUUGAGAGGGUUUUUCAGAGUUGAGCGCGCGCGUGUUGUCGCACUGCGCGCUCGGAUUGGUUCCUGCAAACCGAUGGCACAAAUAUCUCUCCAUAAACCUGCCGCUUCCGCAGUCAGGAGGACGCGCGUAGAAGUCAUGGCGGAGCGACAGCCUCCAGCGAAAGAGAAACUGCCCUUACUGCCCCUGCCGACAACUGCUUACACGGCAAAGACUUCAAAAAAGAAGAUGUCAAUGGAAGAGAAAAAUUCAAGAAAGAAAGAACUCGACCGAGCCCGAGAUAAGACGAGGGUAAAUAUCGGGUCAGCCUUUCAGAGGUGGAGAGAGCUUCGUGACCUGAAGGGAUUUAAAACCGAUUUUGAAUUGGGCACGUUUCUGCUUGACAGCUAUGAAUGUAGAAGCAAAAAAGAUCCUGCAGGACAUAAAGGCACAUCUGAACCUCUGACACCCCAGGUGCCUAAUGUCAAGGAGUCUCCUGAUCAUUACAGCCCUUUUAGAGAAGAGGCGGAUGAUGCUUUUAAAUCCAGGAUGUGCUCCGUCGUCAGAUGUGAUUCAUGGCGUCGUGGAGUGCAGUGCUUCAGUCUACCAGCAGACUCAGAUAAGAGACUGGAAUGGGUCCAGUUUCUUUUUCUAGUCAAUGGUCAGAGAAUUAAAGAAUCCUCAUGGGUUGACAUCAGGGUUUGUGCUGAACACUUCACACCUAGCUGUUUUCUCCAAGUGAAUCCAGCUGCCAGCAUUGCCCUGCUGAAUACAGACGCUGUGCCAUCAGUGUAUAAGGAAACAACUGAGCCAAUAGAUCCUGCUUUUAAACCUGACCAGAUAAAAACAAGUGCCGGUCCAACCCCAGGAUCUUCAGCGUUGGACAAAGAAGAGAUAUCAGCUUUAAGUGCCCCUGGAAGCCCAGCAUUAAGCACGGUUUCUGAAUCUUCAGAGUCCAGUUAUUGUAGAAUGCUGCAAAAAAUCGAAAACCUUGACAUUAUCCGGGAAAAAAUCAAUCUACUUCAGAGGAUGAAAAUGUAUGUUGUGAAUGAAAAGCAGCUCCUCCAGCUGUUCAGUGCCAAGUGCCCUUUAUGUCAAUCCAAAGUAAAGAUGGAGAAGUCGUUCCAUGGAGUUCUGCUAGUCCUGAACCAGCAGUGCCUGCAGUGUAGCUACAGUAGGCAAUGGAAAAAUCUGAGCGAAAAAAGCAUUUCUGUCCUUCUAGAUGAUCACCAGGCAGAAUGCUUGGAAAUAUCUGUAGAGAUAUCUGCAGAUGAGAUGUCAUCAGAGAAAGACCAAAUUGCUGAUGAAGAGGGUGAUCACAGGGAGGAACGGGAUGAACCCAGCAAGACGGAUAAGGUUGAGAAUUCAGAUGACAACUGGGAACCAGAGCACGAGUCUUUGAUUUUGGAUUCUGAUGAGGAUGAGGAUGAGGAUGAGGAUUAUAACCCUUCUGAUGAAGACACUGAGGAAUCUGCUCCAAAACACAAGGAGCUCUGCACAGAAUGUGGAAAGUUAUUUAAAACCAGAAGGCCUCACAUUUGUGAGUAUAAAAUUAAGCCCUUCUCUUGUAACAUCUGUGGGAAGAGGUGUGUCAGUGAGCAGUCUUUAGCAAUCCACAGCAAAAUACACAAUACAAACCAUCAGUUCCUAUGCAAAUUCUGCCUUGCUGGGUUCAAGACUAAAACUGACAAGAACAAUCAUGAGCAGAUCCACUCUGGUGAAGAAAGACCUUAUAAAUGUCCCCACUGUUCUGAGAUGUUCGACACGUUCAAGAACCGCCAAGUCCAUAUGAAAGAUCACCCAAAACAAGGUCUGCUAAAAUGUCACAUUUGUGGGAUGGAAUUUUUGUAUUUUAAAGUUUUCCAGAGACACCUGCUGGUGCAUACGGGAGAAAAACCAUUCAAGUGUUCAGUGUGUGAGCGAGGCUUUAACCAGUCUGGCCAUCUGAAGUCCCACAUGCGUAUGCACACAGGGGAGAGGCCUUACAAGUGUCAGCACUGCAACAGAGGCUUCAAUCACAACGUGAGCUUGAAGAGUCACCUCAAGCGUUUCCACACAGAGUCUGAGAAUCAGAAGAAGACUGCAAACCUGGAGGGAUCCGUUGGAGGUGACCCUGAGGGUGAAAGAGGCACAGACUCAUUGAAUGAUAUUGUAGAGGAGGAUCACGCUGUGAAAGACGUGUGGACUGGUGGAGGAGGGUUUAAAAAAAGGAGAACCACAGGCAGACCCAUCGGGAGACCAAAGAAGAAGAUCAAAGACACAACAGUUGAAGAGGAAAAACGGCAAAGACAAGAUAAAAACACUAAUACUGCUAAAGAUAGAAACCGGAAGCCAAGAAAGAGGAGACAGUCCAGUAGUGAAGAUGAUGAAGAGGAGCUGUGUGAAAGUGAUGAAUCCUUGGACCUAACGGAGGACGAGGAGAAGAACAAUGAAAAAGUGACAUCAAGGCAGAAAGAAAAUGAGGACUUAGACUUUGACCCCACUGAAAUGAAGAACAGGGAAAGAAAAAAAGUCUGUAAGACCCCAAAAAGGCCCAGAGGAAGACCAAGAAAGAAAGCUGUUUGUUGAGGAAACUGAAGCUAUGACUAAAAACUUUUGAAAAAAA
Cyprinodon variegatus (sheepshead minnow) is the source of this 2714-nucleotide messenger RNA. RefSeq lists its product as uncharacterized. The transcript is spliced from 7 exons. Gene Ontology annotation, biological process: regulation of transcription by RNA polymerase II. NCBI's taxonomy places the organism in Eukaryota, Metazoa, Chordata, Actinopteri, Cyprinodontiformes, Cyprinodontidae. Gene Ontology annotation, cellular component: nucleus. The record is from RefSeq and is a predicted model, not a curated record. Gene Ontology annotation, molecular function: RNA polymerase II transcription regulatory region sequence-specific DNA binding; DNA-binding transcription factor activity, RNA polymerase II-specific. Bases 32 to 2677 code for a protein of 881 amino acids.